Messenger RNA from Mobula hypostoma (lesser devil ray), 1135 nucleotides. Its product is annotated as immunoglobulin lambda-1 light chain-like. The record is from RefSeq and is a predicted model, not a curated record. Lineage: Eukaryota; Metazoa; Chordata; Chondrichthyes; Myliobatiformes; Myliobatidae. The coding region runs from base 46 to 774 and encodes 242 amino acids. The transcript is spliced from 3 exons.
CACAGAUCCAUCGGCUGAAGGGACGUAGGAAGUUGACGGACAACAAUGAUACGGACGCUGUGCUUUUUCUGGUCUCUGGCAUUGUGGCUGGGCUCUGGAGAAUCCCAGACUCCGACUCAGCCUCCGACUGUGUCGCUGAGUCCAGGAGGCACGGCCACGUUGGAAUGUAACAUCGGAACAAAAGCUAGCUAUCCUGUUGGUUGGUACAAGCAGACACCGGGAACAGUUCCACAGUUGAUCCUGUACUACCAUCAAUCGAACAGCGCCCCGACCUACGAGUCUGGGUUUAGCAGCGACCGUUUCACGUCGACAGCCAACAGCGCCGGUACCGUUUACCAGUUAAUCAUAAAAAACGUGGAGCUGAACGAUGCAGCCGUCUAUUACUGCGGAACGUGGGAUUCAUCGGGCAGCUAUUACUUGUUCGGCCCAGGGACCAAGCUCUUUGUUACAGAUCAGCAGCUCCCGGACCCUUCAGUAACACUGCUUGGGCCGUCAGCCGAGGAGAUCUCCGCUAAAGGAACCGGCACCUUAGUUUGCCUGGUCAGUAAGCUGUCGGUGGGCUUCCCUGUCGUCAGCUGGACAGUGAACGACAGUCCGACGAGCAGUGAGGUGCAAACCAGCGGGGUGACUCAGAACGCGGACAAAACCUUCAGUCUCAGCAGCUACCUGACGGUGCCCGGCGCAGACUGGAGCAGUGGGAAGAGGUACUCCUGCUCAGUUCAACAAGGAGCAGCCUCGACAAUAUACGCCACAGUCACACAAUCCAGCUGUUAAACAGAGCGCGGUUUCGUACUUGUUUGCUCCGAACAACAGGAGAUUUUUUUUUUUUGCAUUUUCACCCCCUCUAUCACUCUCUUCACUGUACUCCGAACUCUGAUCAGAGCUCUGUGGUUUCCAUUGUGUUGUUAGAAUACUUGCACCCGAGACUGAUUUUGUUCUGUUUCAUUCGCUGAGAAACUACGUGGGGUAAAAGUGGCCUGUUUCUUGUCAUCAUUAGAAAUAUCAGCUAGUGAAUUGUUUUAUCUGUGAUCUGGGAUGGAUCUAAUUAAAGUUAUUAAUCUAUGUGCUAAUGAUUUCUCAUCAGUAUCAGACUAACAGAUGGUAACUGCCACACACUGCUAAUAAAGAUGUUCAG